CUUGAGAUUCUCAAAAAUCCAUCUACAUGUUCACAAGCGCAGUUGCAAGCAGCAGCUGCAGAUCUCCUGGAAAAUGAAGAAUUGACAUCUUUUGUGACAAAGGCAUUUGAAAGCGUUGAAGCAUCUGAUUCUCCAAUGGCUAGGUUCUGGCUAAGCUUCAUGGACAUGGUGGAAAUACUGCUCAUGAACAUACAUGCUCUGCGGACACAAGACUGGGAUUCGUUCAAAGCUUCUCUCAGGAUGAUGUUUCCAUGGUUGCGCAUCUACGAUAAUGACAAAUACAGCAAGUGGCUGGUUGAGUUUUGGCUCGAGAUCUCAAGUCUACCAGAAGAGAAGGAAACCUACUUGAAAGAGGGGUUGUUCUCCCAAUCAAUGACCGGGAAACCAUAUUCCUGUUUACCCCUAAAUCUAUGGAUAGAGAUGACCAUGAACAAGGGUUCAAAGAUGAAAGCAGGAUGGAAACAUAUCUUGAAGAACGAAAAGAUGUUACUUGCACACACAAAACCCACAAAUGCUUGCAACAAAGUGAGAAACUCCUUGCAUGUACUGGCAAACCUCAAAGACUCUUCCAAGGAUCACAGAGAAAAUUGCAAGAAGAGACUGCAGAGAGAUGAGAAAGGGGUUCAAGAUCUGGACAAAUGCCUGGGUGAGUUUGACUGUGACCCGUUUGAUGAGACCAAGCCAACAUUGAGGUCUCUGCAGUCUGGUAUGAUGGCAUCCGAUCAGCUGGUCGUUGACUUUGAGAAUGCGCACAAAGAUGGUGAAGUGCUUGUUCAAUCAUUUUUCAAAGAGAGGAUGUUUUCCGAUGAGAAGAACUUUGAUGACACGAUGCACAGGAAUUCACGCUGCAGUUUCACCAAGCCACCAAUUGUUAAAGGAACAUCUCGGGUUACAAAGACUGAUGCAAUGGAGAACAAGGCCAUGACAGAGGUAAUCUCUCUUGCUCAGAAAUGUGAGGACACAUUUCGACUGAGCGAUGUAAUGCAAUAUCGUGUUACAGAUGAAUGUCUACCUAUCUUUAACGUGAACGGAACACUGAGAAAGGUGAUGAAAUCAAAGUUGGUUGACAAGCUCAAUCUUGAGGAGAUAAACUCGCUUAACAACUACAUUGCACUCGUCGACAUGGGAUUCAUUUGGAGACUUAGUACUCCAUCAGCAGAGGAUAGAGAGAAGCAGGAUGGUACAGAUUACACGUGGGGCGAUUAUGCAAACAAGAUUUACAACAUAGUUGCAGGUCGUCACAGAAAGGCGACCACAAUUUUCUUUGUGAAUGAUCCCUAUGACCUAGAUGAGAGUAUCAAGGAUAGUGAACAUCAGAGGCGUACAGGCGUUACUUAUGUAGGAGGUAGCCGAAAUGUAUUUAUGAGAAGAGAUGAUCCACUGCCAACAUCCAGGCUGUUCAAUGAUAUGUUCAAAAAUCCAGGCAACAAAGUUCGGCUCCAACAGUUUCUGAAUGCAGAGUUCAAGAUCAUGUCAUUAGAACACCCAGAUCAGAUCUGCAGAAGGGCACAGAAUUAGAGCAAUUCACAUGCCAACACACAGAAGCGGACACCAUCCUUCUCUAUGUGUAUUACCAACUAAGACAGUCAGGUGUGGAAGACACUGUUGUUAUCGAUGCAGAAGACACAGAUGUUAUGGUUCUAGCAGCAUA
Messenger RNA from Strongylocentrotus purpuratus (purple sea urchin), 1651 nucleotides. RefSeq lists its product as uncharacterized. Bases 136 to 1518 code for a protein of 460 amino acids. The record is from RefSeq and is a predicted model, not a curated record. Lineage: Eukaryota; Metazoa; Echinodermata; Echinoidea; Camarodonta; Strongylocentrotidae. The transcript has 2 exons.